Ctenocephalides felis (cat flea) is the source of this 504-nucleotide messenger RNA. RefSeq names its product fork head domain-containing protein FD4-like. Gene Ontology annotation, molecular function: DNA-binding transcription factor activity, RNA polymerase II-specific; RNA polymerase II cis-regulatory region sequence-specific DNA binding. Gene Ontology annotation, biological process: anatomical structure morphogenesis; cell differentiation; regulation of transcription by RNA polymerase II. The record is from RefSeq and is a predicted model, not a curated record. NCBI's taxonomy places the organism in Eukaryota, Metazoa, Arthropoda, Insecta, Siphonaptera, Pulicidae.
AUGCCACGUCCGUCGCGUGAGUCUUAUGGCGAUCAAAAGCCUCCAUAUUCGUAUAUAUCAUUGACGGCAAUGGCGAUAUGGAGUUCACCAGAAAAGAUGUUGCCAUUAAGUGAUAUCUACAGGUUUAUAACUGAUCGUUUUCCAUACUAUAGGCGCAAUACUCAGCGGUGGCAAAAUUCUCUACGGCAUAAUUUAUCGUUUAAUGACUGCUUUAUAAAGGUUCCACGAAGACCCGACAGGCCUGGGAAGGGUGCAUACUGGGCUCUACAUCCGCAAGCUUUUGAUAUGUUUGAGAAUGGAAGCUUGUUGCGACCGAAACGAUUCAAAUUAUUGAAAAAUGAUAAAGAUCUACUAAACGAUGAGCUAGCGGCGUUGGCCAAUAUCAACAGGUUAUUUUUCGCCCCGAACGAUGCAGCCCCAUCUGUGGACACCACAGCACCACUAGUGCACCACAGUCUGCCUCGCUUGAUGCCAUCGCCACCACCUGCAGGUGUACUGACCUAG